CCCCAAUGAGGGGAGGUGAUGAGAUCCCCAUCAUCGGAGAAGGAGAAGAUGGAGUCCACCACCGGCGGCAAGGAGGAGGAGAAGGAGAAGCUGUGCCGGCGGUGCAAGGCGACGUACGCGCCGUCGGGCAACACGCGGCUCUCCUGCAGGUUCCACCCGUCGUAUUUCGUGUGCCGGCGCCACGACGACCAGAAGAGGUACUACCAGCUUCGCGACGGCGACCCACCCUACGCCGCCAAGUUCUACGACUGCUGCGGCGCCGAGGACCCCGACGCCGCCGGCUGCACCACCGAUUUCCACCUCUCCUACGACGACGCCGAUGCCUAGCCGCUCACCCCUACCUACCUACCUUGUACGUAUACCGUAUACCACCACCGCCUGUAUUCCUCUUUCUUUCUCAUGUAUGCUACUACUCCAGUUCACUAAUAACGCCACGCCUACAAACAAAUUACUGUAAUACUAAUCACCAAUCAUUUCAAUAAAUUCAGUCAUAUGAGAUGAGAUGGCUCCUUAAUUUCUA
Messenger RNA from Oryza sativa Japonica Group (Japanese rice), 520 nucleotides. RefSeq lists its product as uncharacterized. The record is from RefSeq and is a predicted model, not a curated record. Lineage: Eukaryota; Viridiplantae; Streptophyta; Magnoliopsida; Poales; Poaceae.